AUGUCUUCAGAGUAUAAGCAAGUCACGGUUGAUAAAUUAAUCGAAAAUACUUUUGAUUUGGGAAAUUUAGCUACAUUUGACCCUAAUCCUCUAUCUAAUGAAAAAUUAGCCAGUAAGAAUGAGCUGGAAAAAGAGGAAUAUCUAACGUCAAUUGCCAGAGAUAAUACACAACUUUUGAUAAAUCAGAUCUUAUCACUCCCUAUCAAAGCUUCAACAGACAGCCAAGGUAUAACUUUAGUACAACUACCCCAACCAACAACUUUAUUACCUCGAGAGAAGGGAAUACCUAAAGCGGCCCCAAAAACAAAAUGGCAGGAGUUUGCUGCUAGAAAGGGUAUUAAAGCAAAAUCAAAAGACAAAUUAAAGUUUGACGAAGAGACUGGAAAAUGGGUCGAAUCAUGGGGAUACAAGGGUCAUAAUAAGAAACUCGACGACCAAUGGUUAGUGGAAGUUGAUGACAAGAAAACAAAAGAAGGUGAUGAUUUGAUUGAUCCAAGGACAUUAGCUAGAGCUGAAAGGAAAAAGCUUAUCAAGAAGAACGAGUUGCAGCAUAAACGGAAUUUGAAAAGGUGA
Molecule: messenger RNA, 573 nt
Organism: Lodderomyces oxycetoniae
Lineage: Eukaryota; Fungi; Ascomycota; Pichiomycetes; Serinales; Debaryomycetaceae
Gene: RRS1
Product: Rrs1p
Exons: 1
Coding region: 1-573 (190 amino acids)
Biological process (GO): ribosome biogenesis; ribosomal large subunit biogenesis; endonucleolytic cleavage in ITS1 to separate SSU-rRNA from 5.8S rRNA and LSU-rRNA from tricistronic rRNA transcript (SSU-rRNA, 5.8S rRNA, LSU-rRNA)
Cellular component (GO): nucleus; nucleolus; preribosome, large subunit precursor
Molecular function (GO): protein binding
Source: RefSeq, a predicted model, not a curated record